AUGCCGCUUCUCAAUCUGCCGACUGAGCUUCUAUCGCGUAUCGUUGCAUAUGUCGACUGGGAGUCUCUCCACCCACUGCGACUAACCUGCCAAACAUUAUCCCACAUUGCAGUCAAUCAACUCUUCAAAACAGUAGAAUUAUACCCAGAUCAAGACAGCUGCAACAGAUUUACAAGCAUUCUGAGAUGCAACCUCAAAAACAGGACGAAAAGGAUAAUUCUGCAUAGCAUCGAGGCAGAUGCUGUGACCGAUGGCGAAGAAGCCCAACUGCCAGGUUAUUAUACAGCCCUCAUUCCUCGACUGGAUGAAUUCCCCAAUUUGCACAGCCUGACGGUCCACUUUGACAAAUACUGCUGCGUGCCGGACGAGAAUGGCUACGUGAACUGUUCCCAGACAUGGAAUUUCCGCUCUGACGUGAUGAAGCGGUUGUUCGCAUCGACAGCGUCCCUACCUCGACUCAAUCAAGAACUGGCAAUCCGGCACAUGCAGACUAUCAAUGUCAAAGAUGUAAAGACACUGCAAUCGAUGGACAAGACUUUGCGGGGUCUGCGUUCUCUGCGGCUCGGCAUCAUCAGUGAAUAUGACAAUACAAACCCAGAGAUCACCGAUCGACUCCCUGAACCGCAUGACUUUUUUGACGAAAUUCCCCCUCUGUGGCUGAAGCCCACCAUGUCGACUCUCCAGCAUCUCACUCUCUACUAUCAGCACUGCUUUGGCUUCUACCCCAAACUCGAUCUGCGUGGUGUUCACUUCCCCCAUCUUAAAACGUUGGCUCUAGGAAACUACACCUUCAUCCACGACACCCAACUCGACUGGAUCCUCUCUCACGGUCACAGUCUCUGCGAACUCUACUUGGACGAAUGUGCCAUCGUCUUCGCAGCUCGAAUGACCGAACCAGAAACCGUGCAACACUGCUAUCUGGACUCGACACAGAUCACCCGGUUAUCAAACGAAUACCACGCCACAUAUUCUGCGCGCUGGCACGACUACUUUUCAGCCUUUCAAUCGGAACUGCCCCAUCUCCGACACAUCAGCAUGGGGAGAUCCGACUGGUGGCUCGGGAUGCCGUUUGAAAUGGAGGGGGAGAUCGGCAUGGGGCUACUUAUGGACCGGUAUAUGAUGUUUGAUGAUGAAACACGUCCCAAUCCGUAUAUUGGGGGCAGCCAUGUGUUUGAAGGAGAGUAUGAAGAAUGGCCAUCUUGUACUGAAGAGGAUAAAGAGGCAUUGGGAUCGUUGUUGAUAUCGACUGGGCAGAUGAAAGAGGAUAUCAUCGUGGAGUAA
Messenger RNA from Aspergillus wentii DTO 134E9, 1281 nucleotides. Its product is annotated as F-box protein. Lineage: Eukaryota; Fungi; Ascomycota; Eurotiomycetes; Eurotiales; Aspergillaceae. Gene Ontology annotation, molecular function: protein binding. The transcript is spliced from 3 exons. The coding region runs from base 1 to 1281 and encodes 426 amino acids. The record is from RefSeq and is a predicted model, not a curated record.